UUGAUCGUCCUCGGGGUGCAGUUUCCUUCUUCCUGUCCUGGGCCUCCAUCCUAAGGGAGAGUCGCCUGGCUAAAGUCCGUGUGACUCCUGCCCGGAAGAUGACCUCUUGGGGCCAUCUCAGCCCCCAGGAGCACCCUCAAGGGAUGAGGAGGCCCCCCGGAACUUUGGCUCCUCCUGGGCUGAACUCCCCGGACAUCCUGGAUCAGCUCCGGCAGCAGUUUCCCAGACUCCCCCUUCACCUGACGGCGCAGGUGGAAAGCACGUACCACGCGCUGCAGAAGAUCCGGCAAGGCCUCCAGGAACAUCACAAGCAGGAGGCGGCCGGGAGCCAGGCUGGCCGGGACUCCUGGGGACCGGCCAGCCCCGCGGCGUCCCCGAACGCAGCGCUCCCAGCCCCGCAGCGCUCCAGCCUCCAGGGGCCGCACUGGGAGGACGUCGUGGCCACUAGGUCCUCAGACUGGCUCACGCAGUGCCCGGGGGUGGACGCCGCCCCCGCCCGCCAGCCGGACCCGGAGCUCCGGCUCUGGCAGGACGUCCUGACCGAGCAGCUCUGGCACAUCUUUGCCGGGACCCACGAUACUGGGGAGCGGCCGCAGCACAGGCCGACAGAGCAGGCGUCAGGCACGGAGAGCCAGGACCCAGGACCAAGCUACGCGGGACAGGAACAGCGGACCGAAGACACUUUGGUUCUCAGCCCCCCGGUGCCCUCCCUGAGCUCCCCUGAGGGAUCCCGCGAAGGGAGCACAGAGCCGGGCACCGAGGCCGAGGGGAUGCUCUCCCGCGUGGCCCAGGAGCCUGCCAGACCCUGCCGUUUCCUGAAGCCCUUAUGCUGGGACCCCGAGGACUUUGAGGACACGUGGAAGAGACCAGACGCCUUGCCCUGGCAGUCCAAGAAGCGGGCCAUCCCGCACCGAGUGGAGAAGGUGCGGACGCUGAAACACGGGGAGCCCGUGCUGGCCACGGCCGUCAGCAGCUUCCUGCGACACGCCUUCACCUGCGGCAGGGCCGGCGUCAAAGUGUGGAGCCUGGCCGGCCAGGUGGCCGAGGACAGGUAUCCCGAGAGCCACCUGUGCGCGCAGGUGAGGGAGGGGCGGGCCGCUGUGGGGGCGGGGCCUGCGGGAGCCCGGAGCGUGUGCGCCGAGCACGAGGAUGGCCCGCGUCUCCGCCCACCGCAGACCCACCGGGCCUACCUGCGCACCUGCCUGCUGUCCCCCGACAGCACCACCCUGCUCACCGGUGGCCACAACCUGGCCGGCGUGGCUGUGUGGGACCUGACCGCGCCCUCCCUGCACGUGAGCUGCGAGCUGCCCUGCGCCGGCCUCACCUGCCAGGCCCUGGCCUCCAGGCCUGAGGACAGCCUGGCCUUGGCUGGUUUCACCGACGGCACAGUCAGGAUCUGGGACCUGCGGCACCAGAGUGUCAUCAGGGACCUGCCGGGCCACCCCAAUGGGGCCAAGAGCAUCGCUGUCAAAGACCAGAGCGUCUGGACAGGGGGUCUGGAUACCUGUCUGCGGUGCUGGGACCUGAGGGCCGCCGGGGAGCCCCAGGAAUACCAGUUCGAGUCUCAGAUAAUGAGCCUGUCCCCUAGUCCCCAAGAGGACUGGGUGCUGGUGGGCACAGCCAAUGGCCAACAGUGGCUGCAGCCCACCCGAGGGGGCCAGAAGCACAUGGUGGGAUGUAAAGACAGCACCAUCUUGGGUCUGAAGUUCUCACCCCUCGGCCAGUGGUGGGUGAGCGUCGGGAUGGAUGACCUGGUUGGCGUCUACAGCAUGCCCGCGGGGACCAUGGAGUUCCAGGUACCUGAGACCUCUGCCGUCCUGUGCUGUGACGUGUCCCCCAAUGGCUGCCUGAUCGUCACCGGGUCCAGGGACCGCGCCUCGGUGUACCAGGUCACCUACUGAGGGCCACGGUGCCGUGGUCCUGACUCGGGGCCCUUGUUUUUGGUCUUUUUUCCCCCCAAUAAGGUGGAGGGGUGUGGCAGGCGGGCCGGGCUUCCCCCGAGUCGCACAGUUGGCCGGCGAUCUUUGUCACGUGUAAUAAAGCAACUGCAAACA
Molecule: messenger RNA, 2054 nt
Organism: Hyaena hyaena (striped hyena)
Lineage: Eukaryota; Metazoa; Chordata; Mammalia; Carnivora; Hyaenidae
Gene: TLE6
Product: TLE family member 6, subcortical maternal complex member
Biological process (GO): regulation of DNA-templated transcription; negative regulation of canonical Wnt signaling pathway
Cellular component (GO): transcription regulator complex; nucleus
Molecular function (GO): transcription corepressor activity; protein binding
Source: RefSeq, a predicted model, not a curated record